Molecule: messenger RNA, 1434 nt
Organism: Zingiber officinale
Lineage: Eukaryota; Viridiplantae; Streptophyta; Magnoliopsida; Zingiberales; Zingiberaceae
Product: GDSL esterase/lipase At5g55050-like
Exons: 6
Coding region: 176-1267 (363 amino acids)
Molecular function (GO): hydrolase activity, acting on ester bonds
Source: RefSeq, a predicted model, not a curated record
GAAAGCGACUCUGCACACCUUCUUUGCUCUGUUCUAUCCCCUGCUCCACGCCAAUGUGAAAGCAAGAAGCAGAGAUCGAAGAGACACCACGGCGACGGCGAAGACGACGACGAAAGGGCCCAUCCCCACUCCUCGCCGCGUUCAAACAUCUCUCAUCUGCUUCAAUUAAUCGGCCAUGGCGUACCUCUCUCCGGCGGCAGCGGCGGGCUUCGCCGCACUUCUCGUUCUGUGCUGGUGCGGCAUCGGCUGCCGAGCAGCCCCGCCACCGGCGAUAUACGUGUUCGGCGACUCGCUGGUGGACGUGGGGAACAACAACUACCUCAGCUUCUCGCUACUCAAGGCCGACUUCCCCCACAACGGCAUCGACUACCCCGGCCACAAGGCCACCGGCCGCUUCUGCAAUGGCAAGAACUCCGCGGAUUCCCUCGCUGAGAAGCUCGGACUAGCCUCUCCCCCUGCUUACCUUUCUUUACCGUCCAAGUCGAACAACACCGAUGCCUUCCUCGGCGGCCUCAACUUCGCCUCAGGCGGCGCCGGAACGCUCGACUCAACCAACAGAGGUAAAUGCCUCACGAUGAACAAGCAAAUAGACUACUAUACUACAGUCUACGGAGCUUUGGCUAAGCAGUUAGGAACCAGUGCCGCCCAAACUCAUCUCUCCGAUUCCAUCUUCGUCGUCGUGAUCGGAAGCAACGACAUCCUCAAUUACGUGGGAUCAGACUCAGCCAACAAGCUCAAGACCCCCGGCCAGCAGUUGGUGGAUUCCAUGGUCGCAUCACUGCAAGGUCAACUCAAGACAAUAUACAACCUCGGCGCACGCAAGCUCGCAGUGAUCGGCACCGGAGCCAUCGGCUGCAGCCCGGCCCAGAGGCAUCAGAACAAGACCGGCGACUGCAGAGUGGAAGCCAACUUCCUGGCGUCCCAGUUCAACAAGGGCGUCAGUUCAAUGCUCGAGCAACUGGAAGCGGAGUUAACUGGGUUGAGCUACUCCUUCUUCGACACCUACGCAGCGCUCACGGACAUCAUCAACGACCCAUCUUCCUACGGAUUCGUGGAGAUUAAGGCUGCUUGCUGUGGGUUGGGUAACCUGAACGCCAACUUCGCCUGCACUCCGAUCUCCACCUACUGCUCCAAUCGGCGUGAUCACGUCUUUUGGGAUUUCUACCACCCAACAGAAGCCGCAGCUGGGACGCUGACGAGCGCUGCUUUUGAUGGAUCGGAGGGGUAUGCGCAUCCUAUUAGCAUCAAACAGCUUGCUGCCUUGUGAUGAGCCAAGAAUCGCUUAAUUAAAGAUAAGCUCAAGUGUUUAAUGCAGCCUGUUCUUGCACCCAUAGCGAAAGAGAAUGAAUAUAUAUCAAUGGUUACUUGGAAAGCUGUAAUUUUAUAUAUGGAAAAAUUCUCUUGGAUCAAUUUAAGCUAAAUAUAUAUUUUUUU